Rangifer tarandus platyrhynchus (Svalbard reindeer) is the source of this 279-nucleotide messenger RNA. The record is from the annotation of a GenBank genome assembly. Lineage: Eukaryota; Metazoa; Chordata; Mammalia; Artiodactyla; Cervidae.
AUGGUGGCAACUCCAAGUUGUGUAGCCCUUUUCUGCAACUGUUUGCUUCCCACCAACCCUGGCUCCAACCCAAGCACAGCCCAGCUUGGUAAAUCCAUGCUCAGAAGUCAAGGAAGUGAAACAGUCCUCCUCUGUUCAGGGUUUCAAAACAUGGAAAAUGGGAUCUUGGGGUGCCACCAUUGUAUACCCUCUGAACUACUACCUAGAUGGCCCAGCAAGGAUAUAGGAGCCCCAGAGCCUUGUGAUGUAAAGUUCGGCAAGUAUCCUCCAAAGCACUAA